This is a messenger RNA of Morus notabilis, 2964 nucleotides long. RefSeq names its product putative potassium transporter 12. The transcript has 9 exons. Gene Ontology annotation, biological process: potassium ion transmembrane transport. Gene Ontology annotation, cellular component: membrane. The record is from RefSeq and is a predicted model, not a curated record. Lineage: Eukaryota; Viridiplantae; Streptophyta; Magnoliopsida; Rosales; Moraceae. Bases 313 to 2835 code for a protein of 840 amino acids. Gene Ontology annotation, molecular function: potassium ion transmembrane transporter activity.
UUGGUGGAUUCGUGCGUUUGGUAAUAUUGCCAUUGCCCCAUAACUAUGUUCAUUGUCCUUUCGGUUCUCAAAUCAUCAAGGCUGUCUUUAUCUCAGAAGAGCCACAACAAUCAGACACGAGUCACGUGAUUCGCUGAGCUGAGAAAGCAGAGAUUUUGAUCACCAAUAAUAGCUCAAAAACUAUACAAGAAAAGGGGAGGAAAAAAAAAAAAAGCUCAAACUUUUGAAGAAAUGAUGGAAAGUCAAGAUUUUUAAGGCCAAGUGGGAGGUUUUGGGAAGUGGGCUUUUGUUAUUUUGGUCAAAGAAAAAAAAAUGGAAGGAGGAGAUAGGAUUGAAGAGAGUAGUAGUGUGAGAUUGUUGGGGGGAAGUUGGAGUGGGAGUGAGUCAAGGUGGGUUGAUGGGAGCGAGGUGGACUCGGAAUCACCACCAUGGUCUCAGUUUGAUGAUGAGAAGGAAGAAGGUAAAGAAGGGUUCGGAUCUCUCAGAAGGAGGCUUGUCAAGAAGCCCAAGCGUGUUGAUUCUUUUGAUGUUGAGGCUUUGGAGAUUUCUGGUGCUCGUGGUCAUGAUUCCAAGGACCUUUCCACAUGGAGCACUGUUGCUCUAGCAUUUCAAACACUUGGAGUUGUGUACGGUGACAUGGGUACAAGCCCUUUAUAUGUCUUCACUGAUGUCUUCAGCAAAGUGCGAAUCGAGUCAGAGGUUGACGUCUUGGGGGCUUUAUCACUUGUGAUGUACACGAUUGCUCUUAUACCAUUAGCCAAAUACGUUUUUGUAGUUCUCAAAGCCAAUGAUAAUGGCGAAGGAGGAACGUUUGCACUGUAUUCACUGAUAUGCAGGUAUGCAAAGGUGCAUAUGCUUCCUAAUCGUCAGCCAGCCGAUGAACAUAUCUCUAGUUUUAAGCUGAAACUGCCCACUCCAGAGUUGGAAAGGGCUUUGCGUAUAAAAGAGGCUUUGGAAACGAUAGCACCUUUGAAAACCCUUCUCUUGUUUCUGGUCCUAACGGGGACUUCCAUGAUUAUAGGAGAUGGUAUACUAACCCCAGCGAUGUCAGUGUUGUCUGCUGUGAGUGGUCUGAAGGGUGCGGUAAAAGGCAUUGAUACAGGUGCUGUGGUUAUUGUUUCAAUUUUGAUUCUAGCUGCGUUAUUCAGCAUACAGUGCUUUGGGACGAACAAAGUGGGUUUCAUGUUUGCUCCAAUACUCGCUAUGUGGUUCUUCAGUCUGGGAUCUAUCGGAAUUUACAAUCUUGCGAUGCAUGGUUUUACAGUCUUGAAAGCUUUUAAUCCGGCUUAUAUAUAUUUCUUCUUCAAAAAGAACGGCAUCGGAGCCUGGACUGCUCUUGGUGGUUGUGUUCUGUGUAUUACAGGAGCUGAAGCAAUGUUUGCUGACUUGGGCCAUUUUUCUGUACGAGCCAUACAGAUUGCCUUCAGUUUCGUCGUUUUCCCCUGUCUUCUCUUGGCUUACAUGGGCCAAGCUGCGUAUCUGCUGAAAUACCCUGCUUCUGCAGAAAGAAUAUUUUAUGAUUGCGUGCCAGAUCAUCUUUUCUGGCCUGUCCUUGUGAUAGCCACUCUUGCUGCAAUGAUUGCCAGCCAAGCGAUGAUUUCCGCAACAUUUUCGUGUGUCAAACAAGCCAUGGCUCUUGGAUGCUUUCCUAGGUUGAAGAUAAUUCACACCUCGAGGAGACUAAUGGGUCAAAUCUACAUCCCUGUCAUCAAUUGGUUUUUAAUGGUCAUGUGCAUAGUUGUAGUUUCCAUCUUUAGGAGCACCACAGAUAUUGCCAACGCAUACGGCAUAGCCGAAGUUGGUGUCAUGCUUGUGAGUACAACCUUGGUGACGCUUGUAAUGCUCCUCAUUUGGCAGACCAACUUGUUCCUGGCCUUGUGUUUCCCUGUCGUUUUCGGGUCAAUAGAGCUCAUCUACUUGUCUGCAGUUCUAUCAAAAGUCUUGGAGGGUGGUUGGCUGCCACUUGUUUUUUCCACUUUCUUUCUCUGUGUAAUGUACACUUGGAAUUAUGGGAGUGUUUUGAAGUACCAGAGUGAGGUUAGAGAGAAGAUAUCCAUGGACUUCAUGCUUGAGCUUGGCUCCACACUUGGGACUGUUCGAACCCCAGGAAUAGGAUUGUUGUACAAUGAGCUUGUCCAGGGCAUUCCUUCCAUUUUUGGUCAGUUUCUUCUUAGCCUUCCAGCUAUCCACUCCACCAUAGUCUUUGUUUGCAUCAAGUAUGUCCCCGUCCCAGUUGUUCCUCAAGAGGAAAGAUUUCUGUUUCGAAGAGUUUGCCAAAAGGAUUACCAUAUGUUCCGCUGCAUUGCCCGGUAUGGUUAUAAAGAUGUCCGAAAGGAGGAUCACCACGCAUUUGAGCAACUUUUGGUUGAAAGCCUCAAGAAUUUUUUAAGGAGGGAGGCUCAAGAUCUUGCCUUGGAGAGCAAUUUAACCGAAAUAGAGUACGAUAGCAUCUCAAUGACGUCAAGGGAUUCAAGAGUCCCAACCGGUGAUGGGAAUGAGGAGCUAAGGAUUCCAUUGAUGCAGGAAGGAAGAUUUGAUGAGACAGGAACUUCCUCAGCAGAAACUGCUAUGGCGUUGCCAUCUAGUGUGAUGUCAUCUGAUGAAGACCCGAGUUUGGAGUAUGAGCUCUCAGCUCUCCGCGAAGCAAUAGAUUCGGGAUUCACUUACUUGCUUGCACAUGGCGAUGUGAGGGCAAAGAAAAACUCAUUUUUCCUCAAGAAGCUGAUUAUAAACUAUUUCUAUGCAUUCUUGAGGAGGAACUGUAGAGUCGGUGCCGCAAAUAUGAGUGUACCCCACAUGAACAUCCUUCAGGUUGGGAUGACAUAUAUGGUCUGAUUCUGUUUAUUUAUUUGGAAUUAGCCCAUUUUCAUUCAUUAGUUGUGUAUUGCAAGUUGCAAUAUCUAUGUCAAAAUCUCAAAUGUACUUUGCUUAUUUAUAAGUAAUAAUAAUAAACAAUAAACAGUC